Messenger RNA from Linderina pennispora, 2086 nucleotides. RefSeq lists its product as uncharacterized. The record is from RefSeq and is a predicted model, not a curated record. The transcript is spliced from 5 exons. Bases 91 to 1980 code for a protein of 629 amino acids. Lineage: Eukaryota; Fungi; Kickxellomycota; Kickxellomycetes; Kickxellales; Kickxellaceae.
CAAAGCAACACAGCUCGCCACAGCUUUAUCCACUUCUUGGACAAUAUUUCUAAACCCCCUACCAGCAGCAAGUCUAUCGAAGACGAAAUCAUGGUUUCCUGCAAGCCCGGACGUGCCAAUGGCCAGUACUCUGCCUUCUUCAUGGCGCACGAUGGCAUGGUUGAUCUGCUUUGGAAGAACGUCAACAAUAUCAACAUUGAUUGUAACAAGAAUUUCGACACCUUCACGUGCUGCAAUGGCAGCGACUGCCGCGACUUCAACUGCCCCGGGAACCACCCCGCCCGCGAGGAUAUCGAAAACCUGAAGAAUGCCAUUAUUCAGUAUUCUCGCACCGGGGAGUUUUCCUCACCCAAGGGCAGUUCCCUGGCUGAGGGCAGCUUGUCGACUAGGAUCAGUGCUUCCUCCGGAGACAGCUCCCCCACUACAGGCACUUCUUCCACUUAUGUCACACCCAAGACUGAAGGUGCCACUGUGACUGUGGCCACCACUGUGACUGAGAGCAAGGCUAAUGCUGGCUCUCUGGACACUGAAAUGCGCACGGUAAUGGAGAUGCGUAUGGUCGCAAUGAGCGGUGCUAUCAGGGCCAAGCCAGGCUGGACCGUCAAGAUGCAGGACGGUGCGAUUCGCCAGAAAUGGACUACCGAGACCAAAAGCCAGGGUCUGACUGAUCUAGAAACCAAGUAUCUGCGUGACCCAGAGACUGGUAUCGAGGUCAGUGGCGUCGACAUGGUCUGGGCUUCUGACUCCCUUAUUGACAACGCCCUGGCACAAGAGCUGCGCGAAUAUGCGGCUAUCUUGGAGGAUAUUCCUGCAAAGCUGAAGGACUGGCACCCGAACACGAACGAGCAGGUGCUGAACCUCAUCCACCCGUCGCUGUACCCGCUCUUUUACGACGGAUCUUUCCUGUACCAGCCCAUCGCCUCGCCAGCUGCCGCCCCGGAACCGCUGACUAUCAAGAAACGGCACUCAGGCAUGGGCAACGUUCCAGUUGACGGUGAUUAUUUGUCGAGGCAGUACUGCUGGCUCCCUAGUGAGUUCCAUGUUCGCGACGAUGGCUCGGUCGAAGUCGAGUCGUACAUCAACAACCUCCAUCCUGUGAGGCAUGCAAAGCUGUAUCCGACUAUUGCAAACAUCUUUGCGCGUUUCGUGCCCAUGUUUGAGAACGUGGUUACGGAUCUUGCGUUUAUGCGUGGCCGCCGCGUUGUACCUGACCUGUAUGCGUUGUUUUCAGAAGAUGGAAACCCAGACUUGGUCGAAAGCGAUGGCGUGGAUUCAGGAGAAGGUGGUGUGGUUGGGAUUGACGACGAUUGUCGCCUUCAGGUGAUCGUCAAGAUGUCGAACAUCAUGCUGACUCCAGACAAGCCAGAGUACAAGGGAGGCAGCUGGUAUGUUGAAGCCAUGGCCAACGAGCAUAUCGUUGCCACGGGAAUCUACUACUACGAUGUCAACAAUAUCACAGAGAGCAGGCUCAGCUUCCAUCAGUCCAUCAAGAGGUUGAUUCACUAUGAGCAAGGUGAUAAGCGUGGCAUAAGGCUUGGAUAUGGCAUUGAAGUGGAUGGCAAUCUAGCUGCUAUGUUGUCUCAAGAACUUGGCAGCGUUGAGGCUCUCAGCGGUCGCUGCAUUUGCUUCCCAAAUAUCUACCAGCACCAGGUCUCUGGCUUCAAGCUCAGGGAUCCGUCGAAGCCUGGCGACCGCAAGAUCCUUGCCUUUUUCCUCAUCGAUCCGUCCACGAGGAUCCCAUCAGCCAAGGUCGUUCCCCCGCAGCAGCAGGACUGGUGGGCUGAGAAGCUGUUCGAGCUCCCGCGAUUUGGCAGCCUGCCUCUUACAAUCAACGACUGCUUGUUCGAGCACAUUGAGUGGCCCAUGUCGCUUGAAAAGGCCAGGGAAGAGCGCCUGAAACUCAUGGCCGAGCGUUCGACGAACAACGAGACUGCUACCUCCAUGUAUUUUGAGCAAAGGUUCAACCUGUGCGAGCACUAGCAUGUCUGCCAGCUAAUUCCCUGUUGUCAACAUUUCAACAAUAGGGAGAGGGAUGGGCCAAGCAACCACCGCCACAAAACGGCAUAUAGCAUUGUUGCAUGGGUGC